GGGGUAAUUUGAAAUCAGGUUUAGGAUACCCCAGUGGACAAUUUGGAAUCGAUUUCACAUUACCGAGAGAUAACUUGCAAUGGGAAGUUGGUAACUUGAAGUGUUUUUACACCGGUAUUUAAGAUGACAAGAAUGACUAGAAACUAUACAGAUUCACCGGAAUUUAUAUCAAUAGGGGAUUUUAGUUUUAAUCUCCGAUUAUAUACAUCAAAUUCCUAAUUUGUCGUAUUGAUAGAAGGCAAUGUUUUUUUUUUACAACUUAAAAGUUAGAUAGCGUCAAAGACCUUAUUUAAUAAUUCACUUUAAAAAACAUCUAAAUAGCUGUAAGAGUCAAAGGUUUAAGAAAGUUACUUCCCUUUGUUUAUUUAUUACUUCAUUGUGUGGAGGUAAGAUUAGUUAGUCAUGUCAACAUAGUUUUGUAUCUAAUACAUACGUUCAUGUGUUGACAUUCCUUAAUACUCGCACCUUUUAUCCUACCGGAUAUAUUCUUUAUUCGUGUUAUUAUUAUUAUAGCAUAAAGCCAACGAAGAAGGAUAACAUGUUUAAAUUAGCUAUUGGGUCACGUAGCUGAACGAAGAUUUGUUGCUGCGAUAUUUUAUGAGAAUUGGAUAUUAUAAGCAAUGCUCGCUAAAAUUACCAUAGCCGGUACUUUUGUGUUCUUCGCAGUUUUAUAUCUUUUGAGAUCGAUGAAACGAAAGAAAUUGAACAUACAAGGCAAAGUUGUCCUCAUUACUGGAGCAACAUCCGGGCUUGGGAAAGCUUGUGCUGAAAUAUUUUACAAAGCUGGCUGUCGAGUGAUUCUAGCUGGCAGGAAUUCAGAAAAGUUAGAGGAAGUCAAAAAUGAAUUGGUUGGAUUGAAAGAAGGCUGCAGUGACUACACACCAGCCAUUUUGCAGAUAGAUUUGAGUAAUUUAGCAUCAAUACCAAAGAAAGUUGCUGAAGCUGUAAGUUUCUAUGAUAGAGUGGACAUCCUUAUUAACAAUGCUGGACAGAGUUAUCGUGGUCAAGUAUUAGAGACAAUUUUAGAUGUUGACCAGAGACUCAUGACGGUCAACUACUUUGGACAUGUAGCUAUUACAAAAGCUCUUCUUCCUGUUAUGAUAAGUGAAGGAGGUGGGCAUAUUAUUGGAAUCAGUAGCAUCCAAGGUAAAAUUGCAAUACCGUAUCGGACUGCAUAUGCAGCAUCAAAACAUGCAUUCCAAGCUUUCUUUGAUAGUUUAAGAGCAGAAGUGUGUGACAAGAACAUCACUGUGAGUGUCUUAAGUCCAAGCUAUAUCCGUACUAAUAUUUCUAUAAAUGCUGUACGUGCCGAUGGAUCACAACAUAAUGUUUUAGAUAACACAAUUGCAAAAGGAAUGAAAGCAGAAUAUGUUGCUCAACGUAUUCUAGAUAUGGUCCUAUGGAAAGAGCAUGAUGUCUUACUUGGUCCUCUUCAUCACAGAAUUGCCUGCUAUCUACGACCAAUCUUCCCAAAUAUAUUCUUUUAUAUAAUGGCAAAGAGAGCAUUAAAGGAGCGUCAUGAAUUUGAUAAGGAGAAGUAGAGUCCCUCAUAUUUGUUCAUAUAGUUUCCUAAUUCCCUUUCUUUUGCUUAAUAAUAAAAUUUCCUACAAACUGAAAUGACA
Octopus bimaculoides (California two-spot octopus) is the source of this 1622-nucleotide messenger RNA. Its product is annotated as dehydrogenase/reductase SDR family protein 7-like. The record is from RefSeq and is a predicted model, not a curated record. Lineage: Eukaryota; Metazoa; Mollusca; Cephalopoda; Octopoda; Octopodidae. Gene Ontology annotation, cellular component: membrane.